Lactuca sativa (garden lettuce) is the source of this 813-nucleotide messenger RNA. Its product is annotated as transcription initiation factor TFIID subunit 11b. Gene Ontology annotation, cellular component: transcription factor TFIID complex; nucleus. Gene Ontology annotation, molecular function: RNA polymerase II general transcription initiation factor activity; protein heterodimerization activity; GTPase activity. NCBI's taxonomy places the organism in Eukaryota, Viridiplantae, Streptophyta, Magnoliopsida, Asterales, Asteraceae. The record is from RefSeq and is a predicted model, not a curated record. Gene Ontology annotation, biological process: RNA polymerase II preinitiation complex assembly; transcription initiation at RNA polymerase II promoter.
AUGAAGCAAUCAAAAGAUCCUUUCGAAGUAGCAUUUGAGGAAUUAGAUGAAUCCCUGGUUGAUUCCCCUGACUCUCAUGAUGAUAUUGUGGCUCAAACUCUAUCAUCAAAACCAAAUAUCAACUCCCAAAGAGAUGAUUUGGAAAACAGUAUUCAUCCUUUAAACCAACCAAAAUCAAGAGUUAGAUUACCUCAACUUCAGCAGCCAUCCCAACCAAUCAGAAGACACAAAGAAGAUGACGAUGAGGAAGAAGAGGAAAACAUGGAUGUUGAACUUGGAAAAUUCCCAUCUACAGGAGACCCCGACAAAAUGGCCAAAAUGCAGUCAAUAUUAUCACAGUUCACUGAGGAACAAAUGAGUAGGUAUGAAUCUUUCAGAAAAUCUGGAUUUCAGAAAUCAAACAUGAAAAGGUUAUUAGCCAGCAUUACUGGAAGUGCCAAGAUUUCAAUGUCAAUGACUAUUGUCGUAUCCAGGAUAGCAAAGAUUUUUGUUGGUGAACUUGUUGAGACAGCGAGGGUAGUGAUGACAGAGAGAAAGAAGACAGGGCCAAUAAGGCUGUUAUGCGGGGAGAUGGAUAAUAAAGAUGUGAAAUUGAGGCUAAACAUCAACAAAUGUGAAAGUUGUGAGUUAAUUGUGUUGGCAUUUGCUAAUGAGAUUGGGAUUCCAUUCCUUGAAACAAGUGCUAAAAGUUCCACCAAUGUGGAAGAAGCUUUUAUGGCUAUGAGUGCUGAAAUUAAAAAUAGGAUAGCAAGUCAACCGUUAAUGAACAAUGCUAGACCUCUUACUUUUCAGAUCCGAGGACAUCCCGUGUAA